Molecule: messenger RNA, 3937 nt
Organism: Oncorhynchus nerka (sockeye salmon)
Lineage: Eukaryota; Metazoa; Chordata; Actinopteri; Salmoniformes; Salmonidae
Product: lipid scramblase CLPTM1L-like
Exons: 17
Coding region: 222-1871 (549 amino acids)
Cellular component (GO): membrane; endomembrane system
Source: RefSeq, a predicted model, not a curated record
CCGAGGAGGCGAAGCGUCACCACCACCGAAUAGGCGUCUCCGCGUGCUGCCUGGAUACAGUUCUGGGUUAGAAGAUGCCGAACUGCAUGAUGCGCCUGAUUUGACAAAUUGUAUAUUUUCUGAUAUCAUUGACGCACUUUUGUGGUCCUCUACUUCUAGCUUUAGCUGUCAAUGUCCACCAUUCGUUUUGGUCGUUUUUUAUUUUUACAUUUCAUACCAGUAUGUUCCCUUCGUGCUAUUCAAAGCCGACGAGUUCAAAGGACCUAUUCAAAAGGACUUAUCUGACAAAGAUAUUACUAGGAGUGUUCGUCGUGUAUAUGUCACACACCUGCUGUGUGAUUUAUGGCUUUGUGUACACCAAGCCGUGUGAGAGAGGUAAAGGAGACUGCAUUUCUUCCUACCUUGCAGAAAGACCCCGUCUCCAGCUCAGCAUUUUCUCCAGUUUGAGGCCUGACCACAGUGAACUCAACCUCAUCAUCAAGAUAGAUGACUUUGACAUACAUUCUAAAUUUGAAAGGGUGGUGAAUGUAUCCCUGCCGUUGGCAACACGUAACAACGGGACUCUGCACACAUUGGUUUAUGUACACAAGUUUGGAGUGUCUCCCUUGCAGGAUAACCGUCAGGUCCAUCAUGUUGCCCAGCUCAGCACCUACAUGAUGUCCCGAAAAAAUCUCAGCUCUGCUAAAGAGGUCCUCAAAAAACAUGCUGCCACUGCUCCUCGAGUAGUAGACAGACCCAUCUCUCACUGGAGGUCCCGUCUAACCCUAAACAUGAUGUCAGAGGACUUCACCUUCAACAGAGGGACCUUGCCAAGUGAUGUCCGGCGCUACAUGAGAGUAUAUUUUGUCUCGUGUUUUAGAUUUCAGGAUGAGAACAGGAUGGUAUAUCUCCCACUUUUACAUAUUGAUGAACUCAGCGUCAGGGUAAAGGACAUGAUGGAGAUUAACGGCUCCACAACCAAACUACCUCUUACAAUAUCCUACGAAGGCCUAUCGCUGAGGCAAUUCCGUCUCUGGAUCCACAUGCAGGAUGUAAUGUUUUCACUGAAACGUUUUGGGUUCACUGAGGUGAAUAUAGAUGAAAUCAAAGGUGUUCUUGUGGACAACAACUUGUACCUGUUAGCAUUGACUACCUUGGUGACUGCAUUCCAUUUCAUAUUUGAAUUCCUGGCCUUUAAAAAUGACAUAAGCUUUUGGAGGAAGAAGAAAAACAUGGUGGGCAUGUCUCGCAAAACAGUGCUGUGGAGAUGCUUUAGCACCAUAGUGAUUCUCCUGAAAAUGCUGGAGGAACGAAGCAGCUUGCUAGGUCUCAUUCCUGUUGGAAUAGGAACCACAAUUGAGGUAUGGAAGGUCAAACAGGUGUCCAAAAUACAGCUACAGUGGAGAACCUCUAGGUCUAUAGUUCAUGUUGGUAAAUUUGAUGAGUCAGAGAGAAAGACUAUACAACAUGACACACAGGCAAUGAAAUGCCUGUCUUAUUUAGUGUACCCUCUGUCUAUUAGUGGAGCCAUCUUCUCUCUGGUAUACCUGAGGUAUAAAAACUACUAUUCAUGGUUAAUCAACAGCCUUGUCAGUGGGAUUUAUGCUUUUGGAUUCCUCUCUAUGGCUCCUCAGCUGUUCAUUAACUUCAAGUUGAAGUCCGUGGGCCAUUUGCAAUGGAACGUAUUGAUGUAUAAAGCAGUCAAUACAUUCGUCAACGAUGCCUUUGCCUGUGUCUUCAGCACACACCCAUCCCACCAGCUGGGCUGCUUCAGGGAUGAGAUUCUGUUUCUCCUCUACCUUUACCAGAGGAGGCUUUACUCUACAAACAAGACCAGAUGUCGUGAGUAUGGAUCAUGCCACCACAACCACAGGAAACUCAAAGCCCAAUGAUGACUGAGGUCAUCACCAGAAAACAUGGUUGAAUGAAGGAAACAUACCUGCACAUGGUGGGGUUGUAAACAGCAUGGGAGGCUCUCUGAGGGUGCAUCAGGGUUUAUUACAAGCCUUUAGUAAAGUUCAGAACUAGUUUUGUAAGUAGAGAAUACAGCUUAUUUUCAGUCAACCUUGUGUUAACCACUGAUAUUUCCAUGUGUUAGAAGUUUGACCAACCCGUAUGUAGCCAACAGAAGCAUGAACCUUUUUUUAGUGAUACAUAUUGAUUACUGCAUUGUUAGGUUUGAGGCGAGCAAUAAAGGCAUUUCACUGUACUUGUGGACAUGACAUUAACACUUGAAAAAGGAGGCUGCCCCUCGCCCUGCCUGCACUGCUCCAUGUUACCAGAUAUAACCAGUAUGUAGCCUACUGAAGCAUAAAGCUGCCCCUCGCCCUGCCUGCACUGCUCCAUGUUACCAGAUAUAACCAGUAUGUAGCCUACUGAAGCAUAGAGCUGCCCCUCGCCCUGCCUGCACUGCUCCAUGUUACCAGAUAUAACCAGUAUGUAGCCUACUGAAGCAUAAAGCUGCCCCUCGCCCUGCCUGUACUGCUCCAUGUUACCAGAUAUAACCAGUAUGUAGCCUACUGAAGCAUAAAGCUGCCCCUCGCCCUGCCUGCACUGCUCCAUGUUACCAGAUAUAACCGGUAUGUAGCCUACUGAAGCAUAGAGCUGCCCCUCGCCCUGCCUGCACUGCUCCAUGUUACCAGAUAUAACCGGUAUGUAGCCUACUGAAGCAUAAAGCUGCCCCUCGCCCUGCCUGCACUGCUCCAUGUUACCAGAUAUAACCAGUAUGUAGGCUACUGAAGCAUAAAGCUGCCCUCGCCCUGCCUGUACUGCUCCAUGUUACCAGAUAUAACCAGUAUGUAGCCUACUGAAGCAUAAAGCUGCCCCUCGCCCUGCCUGCACUGCUCCAUGUUACCAGAUAUAACCAGUAUGUAGCCUACUGAAGCAUAAAGCUGCCCCUCGCCCUGCCUGCACUGCUCUAUGUUACCAGAUAUAACCAGUAUGUAGCCUACUGAAGCAUAAAGCUGCCCCUCGCCCUGCCUGCACUGCUCCAUGUUACCAGAUAUAACCAGUAUGUAGCCUACUGAAGCAUAGAGCUGCCCCUCGCCCUGCCUGUACUGCUCCAUGUUACCAGAUAUAACCAGUAUGUAGCCUACUGAAGCAUAAAGCUGCCCUCGCCCUGCCUGUACUGCUCCAUGUUACCAGAUAUAACCAGUAUGUAGCCUACUGAAGCAUAAAGCUGCCCCUCGCCCUGCCUGCACUGCUCCAUGUUACCAGAUAUAACCGGUAUGUAGCCUACUGAAGCAUAGAGCUGCCCCUCGCCCUGCCUGCACUGCUCCAUGUUACCAGAUAUAACCGGUAUGUAGCCUACUGAAGCAUAGAGCUGCCCCUCGCCCUGCCUGCACUGCUCCAUGUUACCAGAUAUAACCAGUAUGUAGCCUACUGAAGCAUAAAGCUUCCCCUCGCCCUGCCUGCACUGCUCCAUGUUACCAGAUAUAACCAGUAUGUAGCCUACUGAAGCAUAGAGCAUCUCCUUGCCCUGCCUGUACUGCUCCAUAUAGUCCUCAAGGAGGCAGUGUUGUCAGCCCCUUUCUGUACUGUUUUCUGCUUGUUCUUUCAGUCCUCUACUUCCUGUUUGAGAAUAGUACAUGUAUAGAUGGGUGCUAAAGGCGAGGAAUGAGAAACAUGUACAAAAGAUGGAGUAAUGUGAAGUACAGUGAACUCCUGAUAAAUCCAAUGUCUUUGGACAGUCAUAUGUGAGAGCUAACCGGAACAUGCACAUAACCUGUAUCUAUCCAGGCUGUAUUUGAAAUGGGACGAUUGAGCUACAAUGCACUAAUGAGGUUUUUUGCACUUUGCAUACAAUGCGCACUUAUCAGGAAUCAACUGUACUUUUAAAUAAUGAAGAUACUGUAAGGUCUUUAAAAAUUAAGUAGGAAGCGUAGCCUGAUGUUUUUGAAUCACAUCCAGGGUUUAUGGAAUGACUUUCCUCUUUGAUUAAAUUAUUACAAUUAAAUGA